Symbiodinium sp. CCMP2592 is the source of this 828-nucleotide messenger RNA. Lineage: Eukaryota; Dinophyceae; Suessiales; Symbiodiniaceae. The record is from the annotation of a GenBank genome assembly.
AUGACUGACUAUUUUUCUCCUACGGCUCCAAAAUCAGAGGUUCUUCCAGAGUCAGAGGAAGGGCUUGGGGUCACCCAGCCAAUGGAGCAGGAUGUCAAGCCAGAGGUUGAGGGUCAGGGUCAGGAUAAAUCUGGUGACAACGCGGACAAACCUGGUGACAACGGGGAGGUUCAGAAAGCAAAGAGGCAGAGGAGAUCAAGCGGCAAGAAAGCAGAAGCAGAGUCAACGGCACCACCAGAGCAGAGCAACAACAACGGUGACGACAAGAAUCAGCAAGCUGAUGCGGAGAACCCCCCACCCAUCAACAUGGAUGGCUUCGUGCAGGUCGCUGAGUUGGCAGAUCCCCCCGUGAAGCUCGUGAUUGGCCCGGUGGAUGGGAACGACACCUUGUGUAUGGUCAGCAGUGCGGACAGCUCCCGGCAAGUGCCCAAGAACAUCGUCAUGCUUUGGGUCGGCGACGGCAAGCUGCAGAAGUCGCAGGGGGAGCCGACACCAGGGUCAUUGGUAUACCCUGAUUCCAGAACUCAGAAGGGCAUGUGCCUAGAUUUUGAGUCAAAAACGUUUUCCACGCUCAAAGAUCUUGCACGCAAGUACAAUGUCAGUGACAUUCUUGGCUUCCGUUCGUUCCCGCCCGGAGCCCCUGGAGACUUGGCUCCUGACAGCACGACUUGGGUCAUGGAGAGCGUCAAUCCUCUGAUCCCGCGGCUUAAGCUGGCUUCGGACGCCAUCGAUCAUAUGGGAUGGGUCUGGUGCUUCGUGGUUAGAAAUUCGAAGCUCGUACCAGCAGGCCUUUGGGCUGAAAAUCGCCUACAUACUGCGAUCAUGUAG